UAUAAACGCUUCCGGACGGCAACAAAACAUCCGCAUUCCAAGGUUGUUUACAAUAACAACGUAAUGGUCUUUCACUGCGUUGUUUACCAGUGUUCUAAUCGCCAAGGCGAGAAAGCAAAGGGCAAGGGCAUAAGUUUUUUCAGAUUUCCAAAAGGCAGUAAGAAGAGAAAGGCUUGGAUUCGUGCGAUUAACAGAGAUGACUGGGCACCGAACGAAUACAGUCGGAUCUGCUCUGAACAUUUUGUAGGGGGGUGGCACAGCGACGAGGUGGAGGAUGAGAACUAUAGACCUACAAUUUUCACCUACAAAGAAAAACCGCAAACUAACUCUGACGUCGCUAGGGAAGAGAGAAAAUGCAGAAGAAAUUUGCAGCAGGAAAUUAAUGAAGCAGAAGCUAGGGACAGACGUUUAAUGCAGCAGCACCAUGAAUUUAGCUUAUACACCCACAGCUAUUGCUGUUUGCAACCCCCAGAGUCAGACUCGCAGGAUAUGAACAACAACAGCACCUUCGUACCAGAUGAGACAUUAAAAUUAGAUGACAUUGACAUAAAAACCUUUAAUGAUAAAGGUGUACAAUGUGACCCUGACCCUCUACUGGAGGAGAACCUUGCCCUGAGGAAAGAGUUGGAGGAUCUCAAGAGAGAACGUGACCGACACAAAUGGAGUGCAGAGAAGAUUGCCAAUGAUGAUGGAAAGACCGAGUAUUACACUGGGCUACCUUCCUUUGCAGUGUUCACCUGGCUUUUUAAACCAGGAUUCAGUCAGACAGAGAGUAUCAAUAGGCUCAUUGGGAUUGAUCGACCAGUUAUUUGCUGUUCUCAUCAGAUUAAGACUCGGCCUCUUCACAUCAGACUUAGCUUACAGAUUUUGUAUUUCAGAGAGUACUUUUUCGAAAUACUUUUCCACCUGGAUUUCUUUACUCUCCUGUGA
Messenger RNA from Saccostrea cuccullata (small rock oyster), 930 nucleotides. Its product is annotated as THAP domain-containing protein 5-like. The transcript has 4 exons. The record is from RefSeq and is a predicted model, not a curated record. The coding region runs from base 64 to 930 and encodes 288 amino acids. Lineage: Eukaryota; Metazoa; Mollusca; Bivalvia; Ostreida; Ostreidae.